This is a messenger RNA of Gopherus flavomarginatus (Mexican gopher tortoise), 4695 nucleotides long. RefSeq names its product podoplanin (gene PDPN). Gene Ontology annotation, cellular component: filopodium; lamellipodium; apical plasma membrane. The record is from RefSeq and is a predicted model, not a curated record. Lineage: Eukaryota; Metazoa; Chordata; Testudines; Testudinidae. Gene Ontology annotation, biological process: positive regulation of cell migration; lung development; actin-mediated cell contraction. The transcript has 6 exons. The coding region runs from base 374 to 817 and encodes 147 amino acids. Gene Ontology annotation, molecular function: protein-folding chaperone binding; signaling receptor binding; chemokine binding.
AAAAAUCCUGUGCAGAUCUUGUAACUUUAAACCUGGUCUGAGAUCAUAAUUUUAGUGCUGGCCAAACAGAGUGCAGAGGGCGGGCCUGACUCUUUUUUUUUCCAAGACCACCUUAGAUAGCCUCCCACCCCUGAGUUAACAAAAAAUGCUGACUCCAUUCUCAGUUACUUUUCUUUAGCUAUAUAGUUAUCACUCUGGGAAAACCUACCCCUCUAGCUACUGCACUCAAAGGAAUAUUUGGAACCCCCAAGUUUUUCCACAGUGAUUUCUGCUUGUGAUUUCAACUUUCCCCCACGCUGUCUCUAAAAUAAUCAGAAUUUGGAAUAGUUUCAUCCCAAGAUUGGAAACCUAUUCUCUAACAGAACUACCAAAGAUGUUUAUUCAAACUCAACUCCUCAUCUUCCUCCUAGGGAGCAUGCCCUUCAGGGUGUUUGCUGAAGAAGCAAGCACAGUUCAACUGGAAGAUGAAACAGUAUCAAACGAUUUCAAAGACAGAAAUGACUCAGAGAUUGAAGAAAGGCCAACUCUGUUGCCUACAAAACUGCACACCAUAAGAGACCUGUUCCCCUUAGAAGAGCUAAUAACCACAGAAAGUAUAGUUGCCAAUAAUGAAGACAGUGAGAACUCUACCGACGCGGAUGUUGUCGAAAAUUCUGAAGAUGAAGUGGGUGGUGAGCCAGGGACUACAGACGAGAAAGAUGGCCUGGCAACAGUUACACUGGUUGGAAUCAUCGUUGGAAUCAUAAUAGCGGUGGGAAUCGUUACUGGAAUCAUCAUUGCCGUCGUGAGGAAAAUGUCGGGCAGGUACUCGCCCUAAAAAUAAGUGAAGAAGGAAAUCAUGUCGUUUUAAGCCAGAAAAUAAAAGUGCUUCCUAUUUUACAACUGCUAGAGACUCUGUUCCUGUAUCGAUGUGAGAAGAUGAUCCAUGGAAAUCAUGAAUGCAGAAUUCCAAAUCCAUGGGGAUCCCACACAGCUUUCUGGAGGGAUGCUUUACAGACUUAUCAGAAAUGCAAUGAUUCAUAGGACUUUGAUAAUCAAAAGUAUUUAAGAGGAAUGAAAAAAACAUGCUAUAGAAACGAAAAACAACAAGUAAAGCCACAUGCAGCUGAAAGGUGCUUUAUCGGUAGUAUAAAUACAAUUGUAGAUAGGUGUUAAACCACGCCAGGAAAAAGUUGUCAUCUCACAUUGCGUCCUGUUGGUUCCUCUGAAAAGUUAAAUCCAGAUUCUCUUCUGUUAUAAGCCCACUGUGAAGUGAGAAAGUCUGGUGUAUCUUUCAGUGCUAUAAAUGUCUAAAACCACCAGUCCUUGUAGGAUGUUGUUUUAUUGAAUCUGUAUUGUUUAGCAAGGUAUGAAAGUAAUGUCACCCUAACAAUCUAGAAUUGACUUCAGAGGGAGACAACUAUAUUUAAAUGAUGUAAGCAAAUUGCAUUCAUGGCCUGGCAGUUAAAUCAUUCUGGUAAGGAGGCUGCACUUCUAUACAGAAAAGCAUGGUUGGCCCAGCUGGAACUGACCUACCAACUCAUCUCUCUGACUGUUGUGCCAAGACCUUCUGUCUUCCCUGUUGCAGAGAUGAGCAGGGAUUGGAAUACACAUCCUAACUUAAGCAGUGCUAGGAAAAUACCCAUUUUGGAUGGGUCAUCGUAACCUAUUACACAACAAGAGUUGGAUUUGAUGUGUAGACGAUGUCUGAAUCAGUAAAUGGCAUUCUUUUUAUACCGUUUUCUUUUCUUUUCUUUUCUUUUCAACUGCAUGGCAGGCUGAGUUUGGCCACACACUAUGCCACAUCAGAUCACCGCACAUAUUGAUGAGGUGUAACACUUCUCUGGACACAACAUAAUUUUUACCAUGGUAUACAUGAUGCAGUGGGACAGGAUGUAACUGAGAUUUCAAAGUAAAAGGCUUUAAGUUCCAAAUGGCUGCAAACUAUCAUGUUUUGUAAGGGCCUACUCUGGAAUCCACUUCUACAGAGUGGACUAAACAUGCAAACUUUUCCAGAUUUGCUCUUCCAUUUCCUUUGUCUGCCAUGAUCUAUAUAUAGAGCUGAGCUUUGGAAAUAAAAAAAAAUAUGGUGUAUCUUAUGUCAGAUUUUGCAACCAUUAAUCUUGAUUUUCUUUUAUACUAUACACAAAACCACUUUAAUUCUUACCUUUCUGAAUCUUUCUUCCUUCUGUUACUGUCUCUCUGUCCUGGAUUCUGUUUGUCUUUUACAGACUUUGGCACAUUUCUUUUAUUAAAAAAAUCAAGUGUAUUUAAAAACGUCUAUGUACCAGUCUAGAUACACUCAUGAGAAAAAAUAAUUUAGAAACCGUUUGCAGUGCAAGGCUCCAACUUAUGCAUCAGUGAAUCCUGAUCUCUGGUGACUACGUUGAGCUCAAAGUAUAGAGAGAUUAGGAGAUGAAAGUAAUUCUAGAGAUCAGCAAUCAUUUUAAUUUAGCAGACUUCAAGUUUAUGGCCUCCAUCACGUUCAGCCCUGUGUUUCGUCAAGCUGAGCUUGUGCAAACUUUUCUAUUAAGAGAAGGGCCCAAACUGGAAAAAAAAAUCAAAUCUGGAUCUGGGGGUUGGGAUGUUUUGAUACAGGCUUUUGCUCUGGUCCAUUUAUAGAGUCCAAUUUGCAGACCUGGGAUUUAAAAAAAAAAAAUCUCAGAAUUCAGAUAUGUUUCGGUACAGGGUUUUGGUUUGGGCCUGUAUCUUUAAAUCUAUUUGCUUCCACAGUCACUGAGAGAACAUUUGUAAUGUCAGAAGUGGAAUGUAACAUUCUCUUCUUUGUCAUCAACUAAUUAUAAAGGAUGAAUUUCACCCUGGACAGAGGUCAGCUCAAGGCCUAUGGACCCCAAGGCUCACUUAAGGCAGGGUUUCUCAAACAGGGGUUGCCGCUUCUGUAGGGAAAGCCCCUGGCGGGCUUGACCGGUGUGUUUAUGUGUCCUGUCCACAGAUCCGGCCGAUCGCAGCUCUCACUGGCCGUGGUUUGCUGCUCCGGGCCAACGGGAGUUGCUGGAAGCUGUGGCCAGGAUGUCCCUCAGCCCACGCCACUUCCAGCAUCUCCCACUGGCCCGGAGCAGUGAUCCACAGCCAGUGGGAGCCGCGAUCGGCCGGAUCUGUGGACGGGACAUGUAAAUACACCGGCCCGGCCCGCCAGGGGCUUUUCCUACAGAAGCAGCGACCCUUGUUUGAGAAACCCUGACUUAAGGCCUACUUUGAAGAUUUAAACGGGACUUAAGUGAUGCACAGGCUUCAUGCUGGCUCUCUACACAGGGGUGAAGUUCCCUUCAUCUAAUGGUACCAGAAUAUCUUUAAUGUUUAAGAAGCCUGACUUAGAAUAAAAUGGUAAUAUGCCUUUCUGGCUUGAUUCUGAGUGACUGCUCUCAUAAAAAUAUAAUCUAGAGCUGUACAGUUAAAGUGAGCUAUUUCUGUGAUGGAUAAGAUGGAGUUUAGAGUUGCCUGCGUAGGGUGGUGAUAAGCAUAAAACUGAAUUAUUGCUGUUCAUUUGUUGUUAAUUAAAGACUACUGCAUUGCAAUGUAAUUCAACUAUCAAAGUGUUGACACCCUAAUAUUAAUCUGUUGCAAUAUAAAAGGAUAUUUUUCUAUAGCUAUGGAAUACAUUUCUCAAAAAAUACAUUCCUACUUCACUUCAAUCUAAUUUGGCUUAAAUUUUGUCUACACACAAAGUUGCUCUGAUUAGCUAAAAUCAGUUUGAUAGAACAUUGUGCUAAACACAUGUGGACAUUCUGAAACCAAUUUAAACAUGGUGUGUUUCAAUUUAGCUACAGAACAAUUCUUUACCAAAUUAGGCUGAAUUGAUACACAGCAUUUUUAAACCACAAGGGGUGAAGUCCCGGCUCCAGCUAAGUCAAUGGCAAGACUCCCAUUGACUUGAGUGGGGCAAGGGUUUCACCCCCACAGGCCAUAUCGGGUUAACUAAAAUAAUUAAAUUAUAGUUAAGCUGGUAUGUAGAUAAGGUCUUACACAGAUAGUCUCACUGCCUUCAGCAGGAGUACUCAUGAGAUUUUGCCCAAUUGUUUUAAACAGUUCUGACAACUUAGCCUUUAAUUUCCUUUUAAAGUGUUAAGGGCUGUACAUUCUUCUUCCGGGUAAACACAUCUGGUAACAUGCAGUGGGAUAAGUGAAACUCACACAAAUGCAUUGAAAAGAAAAUAUGCCCUGAGGUGAGCAUCUCUACAGAAUUCCUAUUCCAUGUGGCUCAGCUCAGAUACAGAUAUUUGUGUUUAAUAAUUUAGAAAUAAGUUUUGUAUUUCAUCAUUUCCCACUAAUCUCCUUUGUUUUGUUUAUUUCUCUGCAUAGUUAUAUGUUGGAAUUUUGAGGGAACUAGUUUACUAUCAGUAUCCUAAGAGGACGAGGGGAAUCCAUAUUUAUCCUUGAUAUUUUUAAAGGAUUAUUAUGUACUUGUUUGUGAAUCUCACAUACGACUUUCCUAUCUGAUUUUAACUUCAUAUGUGACCUGUAUGAAGUUGCUGAAAUGUGUGUAAAUCCAUGUGAAAGCAGCAAAGAUAUUGAUUUUUCUUACUAUGGCAAGAUAUGAUUAUAUGAAGUGUAAAUUACGUUAGUCUAGACUCUGAAAAAAGUCUUAUGUCUGUACUAGAAACUUCCCUGCGUGGUGCACUUGAUCACUGACCAAAUGGAUGCCAUCUGGAAUUAUGAAUUAUUCAGCCAUUACAGGGAAUAUCACAGAUUUCACCA